AUGAAUUCUGCAACCGUAGAAGAAAAAAUUGAAAUGAUUCUGAUUUAUGGUGAAUGUAGGAGAAAUGUUGACGAUGCUAUUGCCUUGUAUGCUGAGCGUUUUCCAGACGAUGUUCGCUCACGUUCUUUUUUUUACAAAGCUGUGACUGGCUUUAUCUCGGAUAGCAGCGUACAAACUAAAAAAAGAAAACGAAGAACUGUUACAGGAGAAGUUAAUGAAAUAGCUGUGCUAGCAGCUGUUCACCACAACCCACAGAUGAGUCUACAUUCACAAACCAUGGUGGCGUUAAUCGACAUAACAUGCAUUACUGGAGUGUAGAAAAUCCCCACUGGUUACGACAAGUUAAACAUCAACGUCCUUAGUCGGUUAACGUUUGGUGUGGAAUCAUAGGGAACAGACUCAUUGGUCCUUAUUUUAUUGAAGGUAAUUUGAAUGGAAUCAAAUAUCGAAAUUUCCUGGAACAGGAACUACCACCACUACUUGAUGAUGUUGCCUUGGACGUUCGACAAAGUAUGUGGUUUCAGCAUGACGGUUGCCCAGCGCAUAACUCAAUA
Molecule: messenger RNA, 554 nt
Organism: Harpegnathos saltator (Jerdon's jumping ant)
Lineage: Eukaryota; Metazoa; Arthropoda; Insecta; Hymenoptera; Formicidae
Exons: 2
Coding region: 1-318 (105 amino acids)
Source: RefSeq, a predicted model, not a curated record